This is a messenger RNA of Onychomys torridus (southern grasshopper mouse), 2301 nucleotides long. It is a transcript of the gene Notum, whose product is annotated as notum, palmitoleoyl-protein carboxylesterase. Bases 367 to 1857 code for a protein of 496 amino acids. The transcript is spliced from 11 exons. Gene Ontology annotation, molecular function: hydrolase activity. The record is from RefSeq and is a predicted model, not a curated record. NCBI's taxonomy places the organism in Eukaryota, Metazoa, Chordata, Mammalia, Rodentia, Cricetidae.
CCCUGCCGCGCCCGGGCGGCGGCGGCGGCACUUCUAACGCGCGGGCACCCGGGCCGCCGCGGCCCCCGCAAACUACGCCCAGCUCGUCCCCCGCUGCUCAUUGGCGCGGGCCCGAGCCAGCGCACCCAGACUCUGCGUUGCCCUCGGCCGGCUACGCGCGUAGCCCGAGCUGCGGAGACCGGUGGCGCCUGACUCCAGAGCUUCGACGCCGAGAGCCUGCCCCGCCGCCCAGGGCAGGAACAACGCGCGGUAGCCGGGCCGAGGAGCAGCAGUGGCCCGCGCGCCCCCUGGCCCGGCGCCCCAAGCCACCGACGCCUCACAGCCGCCCGCUCUCCGCAGGUGGCCACAGGACGGAGUGACAUUGCCAUGGGCGGAGAGGUGCGCGUGCUGCUACUGCUGGGCCUGCUGCACUGGGUCGGGGGCAGCGAGGGCAGAAAGACCUGGCGGCGCCGUGGCCAGCAGCCUCCCCAGCCGCCGCCCCCGCCGCCGCCCCCGCAGCGGGCUGAGGUGGCGCCGGGCGCCGGGCAGCCGGUGGAGAGCUUCCCGCUGGACUUCACGGCCGUGGAGGGCAACAUGGACAGCUUUAUGGCGCAAGUCAAGAGCCUGGCACAGUCCCUGUACCCCUGCUCUGCGCAGCAGCUCAACGAGGACCUGCGCCUUCACCUCCUACUGAACACGUCGGUGACCUGCAAUGACGGCAGCCCCGCCGGCUACUACCUGAAGGAGUCCAAGGGCAGUCGGCGGUGGUUACUCUUUCUGGAAGGCGGCUGGUAUUGCUUCAACCGAGAGAACUGCGACUCCAGAUACAGCACCAUGCGGCGUCUCAUGAGCUCCAAAGAUUGGCCACACACGCGCACAGGCACUGGGAUUCUAUCCUCUCAGCCAGAGGAGAACCCUCACUGGUGGAAUGCCAAUAUGGUUGACGUUUGGAGUGGGGCUUCACCCAAGUCUGAGAAGAAUGAAUAUGCCUUCAUGGGCUCCCUCAUCAUCCAGGAGGUGGUGCGGGAGCUCCUGGGCAAAGGACUGAGUGGGGCUAAGGUGUUGCUGUUGGCUGGGAGCAGCGCUGGGGGCACCGGGGUGCUGUUGAAUGUAGACCGCGUGGCUGAGCUGCUGGAGGAGUUGGGCUACCCGUCCAUCCAGGUGCGGGGCCUGGCUGACUCAGGCUGGUUCCUGGACAACAAACAGUAUCGCCGAUCGGACUGCAUUGAUACUAUCAACUGUGCACCCACAGAGGCCAUCCGCCGUGGCAUCAGGUACUGGAAUGGGAUGGUGCCGGAGCACUGUCAGCGCCGGUUCAAGGAAGGGGAGGAGUGGAAUUGCUUCUUCGGCUACAAAGUAUACCCGACUCUGCGCUGUCCAGUGUUCGUGGUACAGUGGCUUUUUGAUGAGGCCCAGCUGACCGUGGAUAAUGUGCAUCUCACUGGGCAGCCGGUUCAGGAGGGCCAGUGGCUAUACAUCCAGAAUCUGGGCCGAGAACUGCGUGGCACACUCAAGGAUGUGCAGGCCAGCUUUGCCCCCGCCUGCCUCUCACAUGAGAUCAUCAUUCGGAGCUACUGGACAGAUGUCCAGGUGAAGGGGACCUCAUUACCCCGGGCACUGCACUGCUGGGACCGAAGCUUCCAUGACAGCCAUAAGGCCAGCAAAACCCCCAUGAAGGGCUGCCCUUUCCACCUGGUAGACAGUUGCCCCUGGCCCCACUGCAAUCCCUCAUGCCCUACCAUCAGGGACCAGUUUACAGGGCAAGAGAUGAACGUGGCGCAGUUCCUCAUGCACAUGGGCUUCGAUGUGCAGACCGUGGCCCAGCAGCAGGGGAUGGAGCCCAGCAAGCUGCUAGGGAUGCUGAGCAGUGGAAACUAGACUGUCUGGAGGAGGAAGGACUACAGGGGGCUGUCCCAGGGUAACUCACCUCUACUUCCAGGCCCUCUGCCACGCCCAGGGCCCACCUGGGUGUGGAUGCCUGUAUUCUCCCACUGCCUUCACGAGGCCUGGCCAGAGGAGUGGUCUGUCUUCUCUGAGCCCUGCCACAACUUGGAGGACCCUUCCCACCCCACGUCUAUAUCCCUAGCCCCCAGCCCACUUUGGGGAGGGAGCCAGGGCAAAGCAAGCACUGGAUUCCUGAGCCCAUCAGCUCAGACAGUCCCUCCUACCCCCCAACUGAUCAUGCUCUUUUGUAUUAUUUUAUAAAGUGACUUUUUUAUUACUUUAAUUUUUUUAAAAAUGGAAAUUAAGAAAUAUAUGAUGGAUGAUAUUGUUUUGUAACAUAUUUUUCUUAAUAAUUAAAUAAAAAAUAACAGAAGCUCA